AUGGCUUCUUACCAAACCGAGUUUCUCUGUGACAUGUCUUUCGCUGUCAACCAGGUUGAAGGUAGUACAGAUCAAAAUGUAUACCGCAAUCUGGAUUAUUCAGAGCAUACAGCAACACAACCUGAUGCAGAAAAUGGAUAUAAACAGCUCAUACAUUCACCAUUGGAUCCAGAAUUACUUGAGUUUGCAACUGAGAACGAUCAAACCGCAAACUUUGCGAGCAGCCAGUUCUGUAACUACUCAGUUACUCCUCAUAGCUCUUACCAGUACACUCCUCUAACACCUGAGCCAGUAUCCUAUCCAGUGUUUCAGCUGCAACCCCAAACGCAGCCAGUUCAGCCUCGACAAGAUAAUCACUUUAUGUUGAGGAAACAUCAUGCUCACAUCACAAAAAAUGAUGUUUCUUUGUUUUCAGUCGCACCAACCUCUAAAGGAAACUUCAAAGCGGUCGUCAAGCGCAAGAGAAAGCGCACCAUCUUUACCACCGAACAAGUGGAAGCUUUAGAAGAAAUUUUCAAAAGGAAACAAUAUAUCUCAAGGGAAGAGAGGCAAAGCAUCGUGCAACAGCUACAAAUUAACGACAAAGCCGUCAAAAUAUGGUUCCAGAAUCGACGCUUGAAGAUCAAAAGAAUGUCAGAACAAUCUGCAGAAGAGCAAGAAGAAUUCGAACAAGCGGUAGAAGACAGACUUUCUCCAGCGAAUCGUCUUGAUGUAGUAGAAUCACGUAUAAAUGAAAAGACCGAUGAAUUUGGUUACGUCACUCUUGAUGAUGUCAUAAUGGGUAAUCUGGCAAAUGUAAUAGAUGACUUUUUGGUGAAAUGUCUUGAUGUUCAUUCUGAAGAAAGUUCAGGAAGUGAUAACAGUCCAGUGUAUGAGCCCAUAUCACCAGCCAGCGUUACCGAUAGCAAUGAUGAAGAUUUAGAAUCUUCAACUGGUUGGAAACCAUCACAACCUAAGGAGUCUUUGCAAAGGCUUUUUGAUUUACAAACUAUGCUUUCUUUGUGA
Trichoplusia ni (cabbage looper) is the source of this 1005-nucleotide messenger RNA. Its product is annotated as homeobox protein MSX-1-like. Gene Ontology annotation, molecular function: RNA polymerase II cis-regulatory region sequence-specific DNA binding; DNA-binding transcription factor activity, RNA polymerase II-specific. Gene Ontology annotation, biological process: regulation of transcription by RNA polymerase II. Lineage: Eukaryota; Metazoa; Arthropoda; Insecta; Lepidoptera; Noctuidae. The coding region runs from base 1 to 1005 and encodes 334 amino acids. The record is from RefSeq and is a predicted model, not a curated record. The transcript has 3 exons.